AUGGUUGGUAUCGUCCUCUUAUGACGUUUUCAAGUCAUAUUAUGUCGGUCUAAGUGGAAAUGGUCUAAUAUUACAUUUAAGUCAUACAUAACCCAAAUAUUUCUUAAAUAAUUGUAUGAAAUGGAACAGUUAUUACAUUUUAAUUUACUGUGUAGAAUAUGUAAUUGGGAAGACACUAAUGAGUGUCCCAGGAUUGAGAGAAGGUGGAAUAUCGUUGCGGAUGCCGCUGCUGUGAAGAUAUCAGAAAGAAUAUCACGCGAGCUUGAUAACUGGUUAAGACAGAACAACAUUCUCCGUGUCCUAGACAACGAAAUCAUUGAAGUUUUCAAAACAGAACUCGGAUUGAUUGAUAGCCAAGUGAAAGAACUAGAAGAAUAUUUUGUCAGAAGCCGGGGUGGCAAUAUGUGUAAGGUAAUGUGUAAAGUUCCUGUAAAAGCCUUGUUUCCAAGAAAGAAGACAAAAGUAGAAAAAACAUAUUCAACACUGGGUUGCGCUGUCAGUUGCCUUGGAAUGCUAGACACAUAUAUGAGAAAUGCCAGAAGAAUAUUCAGAGAUUUUAAUCACACAACAAAGGCAAGGAAAAUGUCAGAAGCGGCUGUUCUAAGUAUAGAAACAAUACUGUCACACAAAGAAUUUGGCGGGAAACUGAGAAAAUUCUUUGACCGUUAUUUUAAAGAAAUUGAUGAAGCGGCAAAAGGAAUUUCUGAAUUUGUUAAGGUUAGUAGAGAAAAUUGUUGAAAUGAGGUAAUAUAAAGAUGAGCAUAUUAUUAUUAAGAUCUAAAUUAUCAAAAACUUAAUUUAAAUAAGAUAAAUACUAUAAUGGUU
Ruditapes philippinarum (Manila clam) is the source of this 825-nucleotide messenger RNA. RefSeq lists its product as uncharacterized. The coding region runs from base 121 to 738 and encodes 205 amino acids. The transcript has 3 exons. Lineage: Eukaryota; Metazoa; Mollusca; Bivalvia; Venerida; Veneridae. The record is from RefSeq and is a predicted model, not a curated record.